Eubalaena glacialis (North Atlantic right whale) is the source of this 666-nucleotide messenger RNA. It is a transcript of the gene NUDT14, whose product is annotated as nudix hydrolase 14. Lineage: Eukaryota; Metazoa; Chordata; Mammalia; Artiodactyla; Balaenidae. The record is from RefSeq and is a predicted model, not a curated record. Gene Ontology annotation, molecular function: UDP-sugar diphosphatase activity; metal ion binding. Gene Ontology annotation, biological process: nucleoside phosphate metabolic process; ribose phosphate metabolic process.
AUGGAGCGCAUCGAGGGGGCGGCCGUGGGCCGCUGCGCAGCCUCGCCCUACCUGCUGCCGCUCAGGCUGCACUACCGCCAGAAUGGUACCCAGAAGUCAUGGGACUUCAUGAAGACCCAUGACAGUGUGACCAUUCUCAUGUUCAACUCUUCUCGAAGGAGCCUGGUGUUGGUGAAGCAGUUCCGGCCAGCUGUGUACGCUGGCGAGGUGGAGCGCCUCUUCCCGGGGUCCCUGGCCGCCGUGGACCAGGACGGGCCCCGGGAGCUGCGGCCCGCGCUGCCGGGCUCGGCAGGGGUGACGUUCGAGCUGUGCGCCGGCCUCGUGGACCAGCCCGGGCUCUCGCUGGAGGAGGUGGCCUGCAAGGAAGCGUGCGAGGAGUGCGGCUACCACCCGGCCCCCUCCGACCUGCGCCGGGUCGCCACGUACAAGUCUGGUGUGGGAGUGGCCGGCUCCAGCCAGACCACGCUCUACGCAGGGGUGACAGAUGCCCCGGGGGGCCCAGGCGGGGGCCCGGCCGAGGGGGGCGAGCACACUGAGGUUGUACACCUGCCCCCGGAUGGCGCCCGGGCCUGCGCAGAUGACCCGCAUGUUCCCAAGACCCUCGGCGUCAUCUUUGGUAUCUCGUGGUUCCUUAGCCGCGUGGCCCCUGGCCUGGGUCCCCAGUGA